Messenger RNA from Ilex paraguariensis (yerba mate), 2409 nucleotides. Lineage: Eukaryota; Viridiplantae; Streptophyta; Magnoliopsida; Aquifoliales; Aquifoliaceae. The record is from the annotation of a GenBank genome assembly.
AUGGCCUCAAAUGCAACAGUUCAAUGCCUGCCGCCCAUGAAGGCUACAUCCAAUGGGGUCUUCCAGGGAGAUAAUCCUCUUGAUUAUGCACUUCCUCUGGCAAUUUUACAGAUAUGUCUGGUGAUUGCUCUCACACGACUGCUUGCUUAUCUUCUUAGGCCAUUAAGACAACCUCGAGUGAUCGCUGAGAUUAUUGGAGGAGUUUUGCUUGGGCCAUCGGCCCUGGGUCGCAGCCAUAAGUAUUUGCAUGCAGUUUUUCCACCACGAAGCCUUACUGUGUUGGAUACUCUAGCCAAUCUUGGUUUGAUAUUCUUUCUAUUUCUUGUUGGCCUUGAGCUAGACCCAAAAUCCCUUGGUCGUACAGGGAAGAAAGCUUUGAGCAUUGCUCUUGCAGGAAUUACCCUUCCCUUCGUUUUAGGAAUUGGAACAUCAUUUGCCCUCCGAGCAACUGUUUCCCCGGGUGUCAAUGGAGCCCCAUUCCUUGUUUUCAUGGGAGUGGCACUUUCUAUCACGGCUUUUCCUGUCUUGGCUCGUAUCUUGGCUGAGCUCAAGCUUUUAACGACUGAUGUUGGCCAAAUGGCCAUGUCCGCUGCUGCAGUCAAUGAUGUGGCUGCAUGGAUUCUGCUUGCUCUUGCCAUUGCCCUCUCAGGCUCUGGAAAUUCCCCCUUCAUAUCAUUAUGGGUCUUCUUGUGUGGUUGUGGUUUCGUUCUUUGUUGUGUAUUUGUUAUGCCACCUAUAUUCAACUGGAUGGUUCGUCGUUGCCCUGAGGGUGAACCAGUGAAUGAGAUGUAUGUUUGUGCAACUUUAGCAUCUGUUCUGGCUGCGGGGUUUGUCACUGAUGCUAUUGGGAUACAUGCCCUCUUUGGGGCUUUUGUGCUUGGAGUUCUUGUCCCAAAGGAAGGACCAUUUGCGGGUGCUCUCGUGGAAAAGGUUGAGGAUAUUGUAUCUGGUCUUUUCCUGCCACUGUACUUUGUCUCAAGUGGAUUGAAGACCAAUGUGGCCAGCAUUCAUGGGCUUCAAUCAUGGGGACUCCUUGUUUUGGUAAUAUUUACGGCCUGUUUUGGAAAGAUGGUUGGCACUAUUGUAGUCUCAUGUUUGUGCAAAGUGCCUUUUCGGGAGGCUUUAGCCCUAGGAUUUCUGAUGAACACAAAAGGCUUGGUGGAGCUCAUUGUCCUCAACAUUGGUAAAGACAGAGGGGUAUUGAAUGAUCAAACAUUUGCCAUUAUGGUUCUGAUGGCACUAUUCACAACCUUCAUUACCACACCUCUAGUUAUGGCGGUAUAUACGCCAGCUAAGGAGAUGGGCAAGGCUGAAUACAAGCAUAAAACUAUUCAGAGGAAAAAUCCAAGCACUCAACUACGAAUCAUGGCCUGUUUCCACAGUACGAGGAACAUUCCCUCAUUGAUUAAUCUCGUGGAGGCUUCACGUGGGACUGGGAAGAAGGAAGGACUUUGUGUCUACGCAAUGCACCUCAUGGAGCUCUCUGAAAGGUCGUCUGCAAUACUGAUGGUUCAUAAGGCAAAGAGGAAUGGGCUGCCAUUUUGGAAUAAGGGACAGGAUUCUGACUCCAACCAAAUUGUUGUUGCUUUUGAGGCUUUCCGGUCUCUAAGCAAAGUGUCUAUUCGGCCAAUGACUGCAAUUUCACCAAUGUCUAGCAUUCAUGAGGACAUCUGCACUAGUGCCAACAGGAAAAGAGCUGCUAUGAUAGUUCUCCCAUUCCACAAGCAGCAGAGGCUUGACGGGCAGUUGGAGACAAGUCGAGCUGAUCUAAGGUUUGUCAACCGGAGGGUUCUUGAGCAUGCACCAUGUUCAGUUGGUAUCUUAGUGGACCGUGGGCUUGGUGGAAGUACUCACAUAUCUGCAAGCAAUGUUGACUCUGUCAUAACAGUCCUCUUCUUUGGGGGCCAUGAUGAUCAUGAAGCUCUUGCUUAUGGUGCACGCAUGGCUGAACACCCUGGUGUCAGCUUAGUAGUUGUUCGUUUUAUAGUCCAUCCCAAGGUUGUAGGGGAAAGUGUCAAGCUUGAUAUCAAUGACAACACCAAUGCUUCAACAGAGUCAGAGGACGAAGCAAUCCUUGCUGAGUUCAAGCAGAAAAUCCCAACAGACAACUCGAUCAAAUACGAAGAGAGAGUGGUGAGUAAUGCUGCAGAAACAGCAGAAGUGGCCCGAGAGCAUAGUCGAUGCAAUCUGUUUCUGGUUGGACGAAUGCCCGAGGGUCAGUUAGUUGCAGCUUUGAACAAGAAGACUGAGUGCCCAGAAUUGGGGCCAGUGGGUAACUUGUUGACAUCCCCAGAUUUCUCCACAACUGCAACAGUUUUGGUGGUGCAACAAUAUCGUAGGGUGUUAUCUCUAUAUUCAUUGGCUUCCCUGAAGGAGGAAGAGCAAUCCACUGAGGUAGAUGAUGAUUAA